AUGCUAAGAAGAUGCUUGAAUUUUUCACUACGAAACAUUCGAUAUAAUUCAACCCUUACGAACGCAAGUUUGCAGAGUUCGAAUUUGACGGAUCUUAUAGACACUAAUAUUAAAGAUAUAAAUGUCCUUUCACCGUACAGAGACGAAGCCGGUAAUUUGACUCAAGGAGGUAACUCAAAAGAAGCCAGGUUAUCGUUUAAAACUCUCCAGGGCCAAUCGUAUCGUGAUCAGCUAGACUUGAAUCCCGAUGUGAGCAAAGCAAUCAAUAAUAAUAUUAUGUCCGUACAUAUUCCCAAUAACGUGAGAAGAGUUGCAACAAAUUACUACAGUGAGCUCCAGGAGCCGAAUUCAUUGCAUCGCCCUUGCAAAACAAAAAUGGAGGUUGAUGCUCAUAUAGCGUCUAUAUUUCUACAAAAUUAUGGCUCUGUAUUCCAAAGUUUAAAGGAAUUACAAAAAAGAGUAGGCGCUGAGAACUUCAAGCCUCAGAGGGUUCUGGAUGUCGGGUUUGGUCCCGCUACUGGUAUAGUUGCACUGAACGAUGUUUUAGGUGAAAGCUACAGACCGGAUGUAAAAGAUGCAGUUAUAUUGGGUAGUGCUGAAAUGCAAAAAAGAGCCAAAAUUAUUUUAAGCAGACAAAUCAAUGAAGUUGUUGAUCCUACCGAAAUGGAAUCAACUGUAGAGGAAGGGGGGGGGAUUAAUAAGCAAGGCGAUGAGAUCCCUCAAGAAGAUGAGCUUGUCGGAGAAGUAAUGACUAAAAAAAUUAAUGUGAUGACCAAUUUACGAUCUUCAAUUCCCGGGUCGAAAGAAUAUGAUCUCGUAAUUUUAACGCACCAACUUCUUCAUGACAAGAACCAGUUUCCAAUUCAGGUAGACGAAAAUAUUGAGCAUUAUUUAAACAUGUUGGCACCUGGGGGCCAUAUCGUUAUUGUUGAACGAGGCAAUCCGAUGGGAUUCGAAGUUAUAGCUAGAGCAAGACAAGUUAUGCUUAGACCUGAAAAUUUCCCAGAAGAAUUUGGUAAGAUUCCCAGGCCUUGGUUGAGGGGAAUGUCGAAUAAAAACAAAAAUGACGUAGGGUCAAUGAACAUACCGAGUGAUUAUUUUUUAAAGGUCAUUGCUCCUUGCCCUCAUCAGAGGAAAUGUCCUCUGCAAGUAGGGAACCCAAACUUUUACACGCAUAAAGAAGGUAAAGAUUUAAAGUUCUGUAAUUUUCAGAAGAGCAUUAAAAGACCUAAGUUUAGUAUAGAGUUAAAAAAGGGCAAACUUCUGGCCACGUCAUGGGAUAAUUCUCAAGGAGAUGCCUCUAGAUUAAAAGGCACUGGAAGGAGAAAUGGUCGUGAUUAUGAGAUUCUAAAUUACUCCUACUUGAUUCUCCAGAGAUCGCAUAAAGAUGAGAAAUCUUUGAAGGAAAUUGAGAAAUUACGGAAUGAAAGUGGCAAUGUCAAAUACGAUGUUGGAUCAUCAGGUGACGACACACAGGAUACUUGGCCGCGCAUUAUAAAUGACCCCGUCAAGCGUAAAGGUCAUGUCAUGAUGGACCUAUGUGCACCAUCGGGGGAACUUGAAAAAUGGACGGUUUCGAGGUCAUUUUCCAAACAAGCUUAUCAUGACGCAAGAAAGACCAAGAAAGGUGAUUUAUGGACUUUAGGGGCCAAGACACAAAUUAAAGGGUUGGGAGAUUUGAAUGUAAAAAAGUUUAAAAAAUUAGAAAAGGAAAGAAUCAAGCAACUCAAGAAGGAAGAACGUCAAAAAUCAAGAGAGAUUAUUGAAUCCUAUAAUGACCUUGAAGACUCUCUUCAAUUUGGCAAUAACAAGCUGUCAAACAUUGAAGUAAUGAAAGAAAUGUCAAACGUUCACGGUCACUAUUUCUCACAGCAUGUAAAUAAAAAAUGA
Messenger RNA from Saccharomyces eubayanus, 1890 nucleotides. RefSeq names its product tRNA methyltransferase RSM22 (gene RSM22). Gene Ontology annotation, biological process: translation. The transcript has a single exon. The record is from RefSeq and is a predicted model, not a curated record. Bases 1 to 1890 code for a protein of 629 amino acids. Gene Ontology annotation, cellular component: mitochondrial small ribosomal subunit. Gene Ontology annotation, molecular function: methyltransferase activity; structural constituent of ribosome. NCBI's taxonomy places the organism in Eukaryota, Fungi, Ascomycota, Saccharomycetes, Saccharomycetales, Saccharomycetaceae.